AUGUCGUCCCCUCAACCUAUCUUACAAAGAAAAGAUUUAAUUAGAGAUUCUGCCUAUAUCAAUGGACUGUGGGUCAAAGAAUCUGAACAACAUUUUGAUGUUACUGAUCCAGCUACGAACCAGGUAAUUGCACAAUUACCAGAUCAAUCUGUAUCUGCUGUCAAUGAUGCCAUUGAUGCUGCAUAUGAAGCAUUCCAUACUUACAAAAACACUACACCUAGACAAAGAGCUAUUUGGUUGAGAAACUUUUACAAUUUGAUGUUAGAAAAUAUUAAUGACUUGGGACAGAUAUUGACUUGGGAAAAUGGUAAAGCCCUGGCAGAUUCUGUAGGUGAAAUAAGGUAUGCAGCAUCAUACUUCGAAUGGUACGCGGAGGAAGCUCCUAGAGUUUAUGGUACAGUAAUUCAACCUGGUAAUGCUGGAAAUAGGGCUUUCACUAUAAAACAACCUAUCGGUGUUUGUGGGUUGAUAUGUCCAUGGAAUUUCCCCAGCGCUAUGAUUACCAGGAAGGCGGCUGCAGCCUUGGCUGCAGGUUGUACAGUAGUGAUAAAACCAGAUGCUCAAACCCCCCUUUCCGCUCUUGCAUUAGCGGCUCUAGCAGAGGAAGCUGGUUUCCCUAAGGGAGCAUUUAACGUGGUUUUGGCUGAUAAGAAUACACCACAAGUUGGGGUUACAUUAUGCGAAUCUCCUAAAGUUAAAAAGGUCUCCUUUACGGGAUCUACAAGAGUAGGUAAAUUGUUGAUGAAACAGGCUUCCACUACUAUGAAGAAAUUAUCCUUUGAAUUGGGCGGUAAUGCUCCAUUCAUCGUUUUUGAAAAUGCCGAUUUAGAUCACGCUGUAGAUCAAGCAAUUGCAUCGAAAUUUAGAGGAUUGGGUCAGACUUGUGUAUGUGCCAACAGGUUAUAUGUGCAAGAGAGUGUCGUUGAUAAAUUUGCGGAAUUGAUGGCGGCAAAAGUUCGUCAGUUCGUCCUUGGACAUGGUCUUCAUAGUGAUACUACUCAUGGAUGUAUGAUCAAUGGACAAGCUAUAGAAAAGGUGGAAGAACAUAAAAAAGAUGCUAUUGAGAAGGGUGCUAAAAUUGUUUUAGAAGGUGGUCCACUAAAAGAAUUAGGUCCACACUUUUACAAUCCAGCAAUUGUAUCUCAUGUUCCUCAAUCUGCUAAGGUUUCUAAAGAAGAAACUUUCGGACCUUUAUGCCCAAUCUUUACCUUCAAAACCACCGAAGAAGUGGUCAAAUAUGCCAAUGAUACGGACGUCGGUUUAGCAUCUUACGUUUUUUCCAGAGAUAUCAAUACUAUUUACACUGUCUCAGAGGCCCUAGAAGUUGGUAUGGUUUCUUGCAACACUGGGCUUUUCUCAGACGCUACGAUCCCAUUUGGUGGUGUUAAAGAAUCUGGUUUUGGCAGAGAAGGUUCUCUGUAUGGACUUGAUGAUUACACUGUGGUCAAGGUUGUCACCAUUGGUGGCUUACCUAAUAAGAUCUAG
Messenger RNA from Zygosaccharomyces rouxii, 1485 nucleotides. It is a transcript of the gene UGA2, whose product is annotated as succinate-semialdehyde dehydrogenase (NAD(P)(+)). Lineage: Eukaryota; Fungi; Ascomycota; Saccharomycetes; Saccharomycetales; Saccharomycetaceae. Gene Ontology annotation, biological process: GABA catabolic process. The record is from RefSeq and is a predicted model, not a curated record. Gene Ontology annotation, molecular function: succinate-semialdehyde dehydrogenase (NAD+) activity. The transcript has a single exon. The coding region runs from base 1 to 1485 and encodes 494 amino acids.